AUGUCGCAUACACUCAGAAGAACCAAAGAGCUUACGUACAACUACGUGGAUCGCGUUCGUUUGGCUGAACAUUCGCUGCAACAAGACUACAAAUGUCCGACGCGUGGUUCCGGCUGGCGACACAACAAUAAGUCCAUCUCGCACUUGGAUUUGGCCACAAGCUGCCACAGCACAGCUUUCGGUCCAAGUCAUUGGCCUCACAAUCGUCAGCUGCGUCAUUCGCGUUCACUCGACUACGCCCAUCUUACGGAUCGUUGUAAGGAUCAUUUGGAUAUUGCUGAAUUCUAUUGGCGUUUGGAUCCAGAGGGUGAUGCUUUAUAUGAAGAUGAGUAUGAAGAUGAAGUGCCCGAUGAGGAGGAAACGUUAAUAGGACGAUAUAACGGUGAACAACGACAAGAGCCGCCAUACCGGGAUUAUAAUUACGCUGAUAAUAGCCAGCUUCUACAUCCACCUCAUCUGCAUCACAAUAGUAGUGGUGGUGGCGGAAACGGAGGCGUUGGCAGUAGCACGGCAAAAACAGUCACAGCCGCAUCAACUAUUAUAUACAAUUGCUUAGUGUUGAGACAUUUCAAAAUAAGAAAUUCUGAUAAUAGCCAGCUUCUACAUCCACCUCAUCUGCAUCACAAUAGUAGUGGUGGUGGCGGAAACGGAGGCGUUGGCAGUAGCACGGCAAAAACAGUCACAGCCGCAUCAACUGCGGCGGCGACGUCGGCAACGGCGGCCACUUUACAAGCUUUCGACUUUGGCAGCGAGUCGUGCAGUUUGCGGCGCUCGCGCAGCUUAGCCGUAAUUCGUGAGGAGACAUUUAGCGACUUGCAAAUUACUACGGCCAACAAUAGCCGACGAUCGCAACUGAUACCGCGUGCGCGCAUCGUCAAUCGCGGCUUUAUACGUGAACGCGAGCGAUUAAUCUGCGGCGGCAGCAUUGGCGCCAACAAGCAUCAUCAUCACCAUCAUCAUCACGCAGGCGGUGGUGGUAGUUGCAACAACGCUGCUGAUACAUGCGAGGAUAUUGGUUUAAGUGCAGCCGAGCAGAAGAAGGUGCAACACAACAAUAGCAUCAACGCUGCCAGCGGCGAUAUAGGAGAAUUGUAUCAGCAGCCACAGCUUAUACACGCGCAUCCACAUCCACAUUCGCAUCUGUAUCGACAUCAUCAGCAUAAUCAUACGAGCGGCGGCAGCAGCAGCAGCGCCAACAAUAGUAAUCACGACAACCUUCAAUCUCAACACUCACAUAAAAACAAUCAACCGCCUCAGACGCAUCAAUACCCACAAAGCCCCACGGUUGCACAACCACCUCAUCAUAAUCCGAUUCAACAUCAUAAUCAGCCACAUCAGUCACGUGAGGCGGAUGAUUACUACGAUAAUUUGAAGCGCUUGGAUGCGCUGACAUUGGGACUUGUUGAACAAUUACACCCUUGGCAUAAUGAGAAAAGCGAUUUGGAGAGUUUGAACUCUGAUUAUUUCAAAAACUCACUGCACCAGAGUCACGAACUGCAACAACAAUUGGACUUUGAAGCGCUCGAGGAGGCGGUCAGCUAUUUGGCAAGUGAGAAGCCACGCAUCUAUCAGUCGCACCGACAGCAGCGUACGCUGAGCAAUUCACAGCAGAAGCUACACAACGCGACAGAUUCUUAUCAGGAGAACAGUCAGAGCAGCGCAUUCCCCGAGACUACAACUAGCAACUCGGACGAUCAGACGGAUAGUGCAUCGUUAUCCGAACAGGAAUAUGAUCUGAAGAAGAUUGAGAAGAUCUACAAAGAAACUACAAAAUUAGAUGCAGCCGAAGAAGGCUAUGAACUAAUAAGUCUUACCACAACAACGCGCACACGCAUUGAGACUACAGAAGACGAGGGUGAAGAAGAACUGCAUAGUAUAAUCAGUUACACAGACAAAGACGUUGACAAUUUUGGUUGCCUAGCAGCUGCUGAAGCAACUGCGGACGUGAACGAUCACGGUAAUGGUGUGUUAAAACGUUCGCGUGCCUUGAGCGAAAAUCUUGAGAAGCUUAUUGCAUAUGACUCGUUGUAUUUGUCAUCGGAAGAGGGUUCCGAAAGUACGCUGAUUGACGAAAAUCACUGUGGAGCGUACGAGCGUACAACUCAUGUGACAACGGCGAAACUCGCAGAGGAGAGUGGCGAAACCGCAACCUUACUGCAUUUCACUAUCGAAGAUAUAAUUUAUGAGCCGAACACCAGCCAACAGUACAGUGGUGAAUGCAAGGAAGCUGGAAAAGGAGCUGAUAACGAAAUAGCUACUGUGACUUGCGCAGCGACGAUAUUGGCAGAGACGGAAGCUGCGGAAAUUGCAACGCAAACAACAAAGGAAAAACAAUUAGUUAGUGUUGUGGAAAGAGUAAAUACGAAAAUUGAAAAGAUUCCACACACAGCGACAGUAUCAGAUGAGGAGGAAUUGAGUAAAACGCUUGAAUCGACGACAUUGUAUACACAAAUAUUAAAAGUAGGUCAUGCGCCAGCAACGUGCACAGAAACAGCAACAACAAUCACAUACACAACCACGUCAACAUCAACGACAGCUACACCCAAUUCUGUAGCAAGUGCGCGGGCAUUAGUGGCAGCCAACGCCGCCACUGCUCUGCCGACAGGUGUAGUAGCUAAGCCUGCAACAGUCAGCACUUUGUCAGCCACUCAAUCCACUGUGGGCAUAACAUCGAGUGUAGCCAGCAAACCGAAAAUCCUUUCUGUGGUGGAAAAACGUAAGUGGAAGCGCCACAACGACACAGCAUCACACACAGCCAACGCGAGCUCUUGCAACGAGACAAGUGUCCAGCCACGUAGCUGUGGUUUAGAGUCAAUCGCCACUUCUGGUUCGCCGCCGAUUGAUUACCCGCUCGCGCCAUUGAAACGCCAAUCAACGGCCAACUCACUUACGUACUUACCAUUCCAAACGAAUCUUAGUGAUAACCAGUAUCAUAGUCUGCCGGAUGUGAACAUUGGUCAGAGUCUCAAAGUGUCCGAGUGUAUUGAUGCGAAAUUGAGAUCUUCCUACAACGUCAACAACACCGAGCUGGAUGACUGUUAUUUACGUGAAACCACUGCCACCAACACCAACACCACUGACACCAGCAACAGCACAGCCAUCAACAAGGCAAUACACCUAAUAGAAAAUACUAACACGGAAAAAUUGAAGCAACAGCUAGAAGAAGUAGUAACUAGUGAAGAAAUUUACGACUCAAUCAAGAGAUUUGGUCGUGCACACCAGAAGGCAAGAAAGAAGGAAUAUCAGGAAUUACACGAAGCACAUUUGGAAAAGGCGAAGAAGCGGGAGGUAAAGGAGAAGUGUGUCAGAGCACAUAAUAUUGCCAACGAAGUGGUGGAUGUGAAAAACCAACGUGAAACAACAACAACAACAACAUAUCCAGAUAGUUUAGUGGAGGAAAUCACAGGGAAGACAGUUGAUAACGGCGCGGUAGCGACGGAAAUUGACGCACAAGAAAACACAGUUAUUAAGGCAAACUCCUGCACUGAAUCGCAUGUAGCAGAUGAUACUGAAAGCAACGUAACAGCAAAUAGCUCGCUGGACACAAGCGCAAGUGAGUAUCAGGAGCAACCAAAGGACGCGCCCGACAUAGAAGUCGAGAACUUUAGCAAACUAAUUGAACGACGCGCAAAAGAAAUUAAAGAGAAAACUGGUAAAAGAACACUUGGUGCGGAAGAGGCUAAGUAUUUGAAGAAUUCCACGGAAAUACAGAAAUCAGAUACAAUUUCAAAGGAAUUAUUCACGCAGCAGGCUGAUGGUAAUCGAGUAAACGCGAGUGUUGGCAGUAAAUUCCGCAUAAUUGUGACGGAUGCACACAACAACAUAAUCGAGGAAGACGCAAUCGAAAGUGACGACAACUUAAAAGACGCUUACAAGGCAGAGACGCACAAUAGGCUUAACAUCUUGGCGGAUGUAACAAUAAGAAGACAGGAUAAAAGAGAGAUAUCCACUAAAGAUAAAUCAACAAUUGUCAGCACGCACACACGCGUGGCAUCGCUGAAACGUGUGCCCUCCAAGCCGAAACGUCAACAGCAUCCAACAGCUCACCAUCAUUGCUGUCAACAGCAAUGUAAAAAUAAUAGCAACAAAGCCAAAAACACUAACGGCAACAGUAAGAAUAUCCAAAGCAACAGCAAUAAAACGAACGCACAUGUCAAUGAUAACAAAACCAACUUUGACAACAGCAGCAGCAGCAACAAUUACUGCGAAUUAUCAAUAAAAUCUAAAGAACGUCGUGUGCUAAGUACGCAAAUCUACAAAGCACGUCCCGUCAAGGUUCUAACACCGAACGACUCUUUCCGGCGACGCAGCACUGAGGGCGCCGUUACGGCCGCAGGCAGCAAAAUGUCGCGACCACAAAUUUUGCACGUUGUGGACAAUAAGCGCCGAGGUGAUAUGCUUGGCGCUGGUAAAAAUGCAAGCAAUAGCAAAAGUAGCAAUAAAGGCGUUGGCAUAAACUUCAAUAAGGCCAAACGAGUAGAAGACAGCCAAGUAGAAAAUGAAUAUCUGAAAAAGGUCGACGCAGUGCGCAAUUACUGGUCGAAAUUGGCAAAAGAUGAGGACGAGCAGAAGCAAGAGGCUGUAGCAGAUGGCAAGCAAAUCGAAGUAGAGCAAGAGCAGACGCUGAAAUAUACAAACAAACAGGAAAAUAUAUAUGAGCUUCCCAAAGGGUCGCAAGAAGAGCGGGAAAGUCAAAAGCAGCAAGCACAGCAGCCACAAAAACCACAAGCCGAACCGAGACAUUUCAUUUUGGGCGCACAAUCGCACGAGCAGACACAACCGCAGACUGAAAAAAAUGUCGUUAAUCCGCCAACUACUAAGCUGCUCAAUUCCAAUUCAAGCUUCAGUCAAGAUGAGUUCUGUAGCUUCAUGCCUUCCAUUGAAAUCGUCGAAUUGGAUGGUGACAAGAAGGCGACCAUAGUCAGCGCGGUACCGCCCAAUUCGGAUGACCCCGCAUCGCUGGCAAACGAUGCCAACGGUGAGCCACAAUUUGAUCACAUACGCUACAAAGUGCUGAAAUCACAGCAACUACUGCGUAACAAUAUGAUGCCGCGCAGCAAGAAGGAAGCACAAUUCGAUGGACUCAUACAGUAUCUGCAGGAGUACAGUUUCCAAGAACUGCUCGCCAACAAUAAUGUAGUGAUUGUGGAGCCAGUGCGCACUAAAAUCGAACGCCCACUCACUACCAUAGCACACGCGGCCGCGAACGUAACGGCGACCGCAUUGCAGAAAUUGGGCCAAAAGACAAUCGAAAGCAGUGACAAUGGGAAGGCCAUAAUUCAGUCCGUGAACAUAGAUAGCGCUAUCAAAGUGGAACCGCAAGCAAAGUUGCAUAUGAGUGUAGGUGCACAGAGUAAUGACGAGGGAACGAAAACCCAACAGAGAGUAGGAAAAGCGAGUGAUAGCGUUGCAAAAACCGCCAGUGGUGGUGGCAGCGGUGGCAUUAAGCGUCACUUCUUUUACCAGCCUGUGCGCGUGAACCGUGAACUGUACGAAGAGGAGUUGCCUAAUCCCGAUAUUGUGCGAAAUGUGCGCAAAUUCUUCGAGGAGAAUGUGUUGCCCACACCGCGAGGCGGCAUGCAGCUACAACACACAUCGCACGACGAGGACACAUUUGUGGAACGUAGUGCAGCAACGCAGCUGCCAAGCCCGCGUGCUAGGCGUGCACGCAAGUACCGCUAUCUUACCAUUGAUACAUCUUACGGGCAUAUGCCGCACCAACACCAGCAACAUCAACAACAACAGCUUACACAACAGCAACUACCUGGCCAACAUCCACCAAAGCGCGCAAGUCCGACGGCACGCAAAUGGGAUACGGCCAGCUUGUCGAGCGGGAUCUCUAGCGGUGAUUUGUCAUCGCCUUGUGAGUGUAAUGAAACGGACAUAACGACCACGUCCGAGAAGCAAGAAGCAAUCAAUGAAGAGGCAUUAAAGGGCGUGCACGUGCAAACGGUUGUCCAAGGGCAUAAUAAUAGGAAUAUGCGGAAUAAGACGUCAGCGCAUAUUGACAGCACGAUUGGGGGUGAAAAUGAUUAUAAUGGACAUUUACCAUGUCCACGUCCACGACCACGCAGCAGUGCCAUUCGUGGCGGUGAGGAGCCUACUUACCGCAUAACCGACAUUUAUGAGCAGCAUGCGAGCCAGCAACAAAAUCGAAAUUUCGCAAGAGAAGAUAAAUUCAGUCGACUGGGCGAUGGAGGGCCAGCAACCGAUGAGGAGGAAAACGAGGACGCCGAUGAUGAAGACCUUGAUGAAGAGGUCUAUGAAUCGCAUUAUGUAAGCAAAGAUGUACUCGAGAAGAUAAGGGAGUGUGGCUCCACAGUCACCUACUACGGCGGACGUGUGUUGCAAAGCACUUCGCCGGAUCCAUUGCACUAUGGCAGUGGCUACAAUGGCGCCACCAGCAACAAUGGCAAUAUACAGGUAAACGCGGCAAGUACCAAUACAAUGACGCUGACGAGGCGUCGAGUGCGACAAAUUGAGAGUUGUAAUGCUUGCGAGCCACCACAAGAUUGUGCGCACCAACAACCAACGACACACAAGUUUCCACAACAGCACGAUGAACACAAUGACAAAAAGAAAGGCAAUUCAGCGGAAGUUACUGACGAUAACAGAGAAAGUUCAAUGGGGCACUUUGGUAUAAAAUUCAAACUCGUCAAAUCAAACAGCUGCAGCAGUCGUUUGGAAUUGGCUGGUACUGGCGCCGAAAUCGUCGAAACUGGCGCCGAUGAAACAGAGGUCGUCAAAAAGAUGGUACACCAUUUCGAGUGCACGAAACUACGACAAGUGGAGGGUAAGGAUGAACCUUUGACAAUCAACAAUCAAACGCCUGCAAGAAAAUUGGUGGAUUGCGGGCAAGUGCUAGUUGGUGGAGUGAGCGAAGUAAAGCAAGUGACCGUAAAUAAUCACAUAAAUGUGCCUAUGACUACAUAUUCGUGUACUUUAGACGACGUCAAGCCAACGAAUUUGAUAAGCAAUGGAUGUGACCGCACCAACUAUGAAAAUAAUAAAUCGGAAAUGAGUAACGAAAUAACAUAUCAAAGCUCAGCCAUGGAUAUACGCUUGAGCCACGUGGACCAACGUAAGUCCCAGGAGUGUGCUGCAGAUAAUGCGAGUGGAGAUGGCAAUGGUACACUGAAAGUUUGGCGCAAUAAAAACGUCGAUUUAGCCUACACAAUGACCCAGAAGCAAAACCAACAGCAACAGCAACAAGGAAGAGAUUUUCAUGCAGAGUCUGAUGGCAAAGCCAAAGCCAUCAUAAGCCCCAAACAAAAUGGCAAUCAGAGUGAAGCUUUGUUACCAUCAACGACACCAGCGUCAGCUAAUGUGGCAGGCAUCAAAAGAAUAUUAGAGUCGAAUUUGCCAAUGAAGAGCCGAAACGAUGACUACGUUGGCGGAGCUGUUGAUACUGCCAACAAUGAAAGUUGUGAUGUUUUAGACAAAAUUAAUUUAAGAAAUGUAGAACAACAGCCGUUCACUGAAAAUUGCCAAACGCCGACCGAGGCACUCCCCACUGCAAGCACUCAAGUUAAAGCACAAGUAACAACAGUCACAGCAACAACGACACCAAUACUCGCACCACGCUCCACGCAACUGCCCGCACAAAUAGUGGUGCCCGUCGAGAUACACCGCGCCGAUCAACAAACACCGGAGCCACACGGUCGCGCGAGUGUAGCCAGUAGUCGUGGCAGCAGUAUAACGACAGUCAUUACAACCAACUCAACGGCGCUGCGGGACAAGAAUGUCGUACGCCAUUAUGUGGCAAACGAUAAGAGUCUCUUCCAGAAACGUAAAUACGAUGAUAUUGAAUUUGAGGAAUUUGAAGUUUAUGAUCCGACAAAAGAUUUCGAGAAGUUAAUUGAAAAUGAAAAACGCCGUGAGGAGGCGAAAAAAGAGGGCAAGCAACAGCCAGCUAGUGGCGAAUUAGCUGCAAUAGCCACACGGAAUGGCAUCAGCAACUUAGAUGCGCGUUAUGAAGAGGAUGAAGAUGAGGAGGAAGACGGAAGGAAAUCGAAGCUUGGUAGCGAUUGCUAUGACUACGAUAGCCUAGAGGAUAAAUUGUGAAGUGAACGAGGAAAUCAAAACAAUUCUAAUAUUUAUGGUAUCUCUUUAGUGCUUAAAUGCUUUAUGUUGUUUAAAAUUUUCGAAAUGCGCAGCUAAGCGUAGUUGAUUCACCCACUUUCUAAUAAAGCGAAAUUUAUGAAAUGUAAAAACGACAACGAUAACGGUGUAGGGAAGUUACAUUUUAACAUUUUAACAAUUGUGCUAACUCUUUGUUUAAUUUUUAAUUCAUUGCUUUAUUUAUUAGAAAACCAAAAUGUACCAAAAAUUCAUUGACUUCGAGAAGAAUUGUCCUGUGGCAAUUGCCGAGCCAAAUGCCAAAUGCAGUCACUCCAAAGUUUUUAUGAAUAUCGAAUAUAUAAGUUAAAUUAUAAAUUAUAUUGUUUAAUUAAAAUUUAUAAAUAUUAAUUCUAUAUAAAUAUACAUACAUAUAUUUAUUCAA
Anastrepha obliqua is the source of this 8503-nucleotide messenger RNA. Its product is annotated as protein javelin. The record is from RefSeq and is a predicted model, not a curated record. NCBI's taxonomy places the organism in Eukaryota, Metazoa, Arthropoda, Insecta, Diptera, Tephritidae. The transcript is spliced from 6 exons. Bases 1 to 8064 code for a protein of 2687 amino acids.